This is a messenger RNA of Oryzias latipes (Japanese medaka), 1148 nucleotides long. It is a transcript of the gene srsf3a, whose product is annotated as serine and arginine rich splicing factor 3a. Lineage: Eukaryota; Metazoa; Chordata; Actinopteri; Beloniformes; Adrianichthyidae. Gene Ontology annotation, molecular function: RNA binding. The record is from RefSeq and is a predicted model, not a curated record.
CUAGUGAACAUAAUGUUCUGAACAGUUUCCGUUGUUUGUCAUGGCCUUCUAUGAGAUGCUGUACGUGGGUGAAGCAGCAGGUGGCGCUAUAGUUUUUCUCUACCUUGGCUACUGCCCAUUCACGCAGGGACGAAGAAGACGACGGUCCUUUUCCGCUGCUGGUUUCGUCAAUCUAAUUGGCGACGAACGUUUAUCGAUAAAUCUCUCUUUUCACCUAUAAAUAGGUUUUUCUGUCAGGCAUAUUCACAGACGGAAGGAAGUGGGGAGUAUAAAAUGGGAGACCCUGCUUAUCAUCGAGACUGCCCCCUUGACUGCAAAGUGUACGUGGGGAAUCUGGGCAACAAUGGCAAUAAGACAGAGCUGGAACGAGCUUUUGGAUACUACGGCCCGUUAAGAACUGUUUGGGUUGCCAGGAACCCUCCAGGUUUUGCCUUUGUUGAGUUUGAAGAUCCCAGAGAUGCAUCAGAUGCUGUGAGGGAACUGGAUGGCAGGACUAUGUGUGGCUGCCGAGUGCGCGUGGAACUAUCCACCGGGGAAAAGCGCUCCAGGAGCCGGGGCCCUCCACCGUCUUGGAGUAGGCGUCCUCGGGAUGAACUUCGCCGUCGUAGUCCUCCAGUCAGACGCAGAUCACCAAGGAGGAGGAGCCUGAGUCGUAGUCGCAGCAGGUCUCUUUCAAGAGACAGACGCAGAUACCGGUCUCUGUCCAGAGACAAGAACCGCAAGCGUUCACGAUCCUUCUCCCGGUCAAGGAGUCGUUCCAGGUCGACUGAAAGGAAAUGAAGAUCUUGGAUUUUUGGGUCAAGAAGGCAGUUUUGUAUUUUUGAUUUUCUUUUCAGGUUUUCUUUCCCACAUUGAGGCGAUCUAAGCGCAGUAGUGAAAACGUGUGUUAAAUGAUGACUAAGGAUUUUCCUUCCAUUUUUCUGUCUUAAUGGUGAAGCAGAAAUCCAUUCUGGCCCUGCAUGCUUUCACUCAGAACUGUAUUUAGUUGAGCAGUAAUGUGCUUUUUAAGUGUUGAAUUAAACUCUUGUAUUUUUUGUUAUUUGUUGAUCAUUUUGUUCUUGUCGCCUCGUCUCUUCAGUGAGUCAUUGUGACAUGCAGUGGUGUGAACACAAUCAACACAAACUCAAUAAACAUGACAUUCAGAAGUG